AUGUAUCGUGCCAAGGCAGUCUCAGAUGAUGGAGUUUCACGUCCGAAUGAUUUUCGAUUUGGAGUAGCAGAAGAAGAAUUGUUUGACUGCAUCAUUUUGCUCGAAAAGAAGCUCAGUAUUACUGAGGCUGCGUUAGGUCAAGAGGAACGAUAUAUCUUUGCCCCGAGGCGUCAACAAGCGCUAUUCUCUUUGAUCAU
Molecule: messenger RNA, 197 nt
Organism: Plasmopara halstedii
Lineage: Eukaryota; Oomycota; Peronosporomycetes; Peronosporales; Peronosporaceae
Exons: 1
Source: RefSeq, a predicted model, not a curated record